UCUUGAUUAGUCCGCCGAGGAUGAACCCGUACUCAGGCGCGUUUCUGGUCUUGGGUUUUCCUGCUCGCACCGGGUGCGCCGACGGGCUCGCCUAAACGGGCAGCCGGCGCUUCAUUGACCCUUUAAAACGAAUCCCGAAGUGGUGGGUGACUCGGAUGUCAGCCCCAUCAAAUCCUUUUUUAUCUUGAAAAGAUCAGAAGAAUCUUUGAACCAGAAAAUAAAAAAGAGACGAGUAAAAAACCCAGAAAAACCAACAGAUUCGACCCUUAUAAUUAAUACUUUAUCAAUGCACUCGAACUUGAAGAAGAGCACACCAGAGAGAUAGAGAGAGAGAGAGAGAUGGGUGAUGGCAGUUUCUCUCGCCGCUCUCGCCUCGCCCCGACGAGCCUCGUGCUCGUGCUGCUGCUGCUGCUGCUCGUGUCUCCGUCGCAGUCGGAUCAGAGGGUGGCGCUCAGCCUCUACUACGAGGCCCUCUGCCCCUACUGCGCCAACUUCAUCGUCAACACGCUGUCGAAGGUGUUCGACGCGGGGCUCAUCUCCAUCGUCGACCUCAAGCUCGUCCCUUGGGGCAACGGCUGGAUCUUGCCCGACGGCUCCCUGUCUUGCCAGCAUGGACCAGAUGAAUGCCAACUAAAUGCUAUUGAAGCUUGUGCCAUCACCAUCUAUCCGGACGUGAACCGGCAUUUCAGAUUCAUCAAUUGCGUGGAGCAAUUGACCCUGCAGGGCAGGCACAGCGAGUGGUCCAACUGCUUGGGCGCGGCGGGCCUCAGCAAUGCUCCGGUCGAUUGUUACAAUAGAGGCGAUGGAAUUAAGCUCGAGCGGAGGAACGCCGACGAAACCGCUCGCCUCAAUCCGCCACAUAGAUUUGUCCCGUGGGUGCUCAUUAACAAUCAACCGCUCCAGGAGGAUUUCCCAAAUUUCGUGAGCUAUGUAUGCAAAGCCUACAAAGGCAAUCGCGUACCGGCGGCGUGCAGGUCGCUUCCGGCAACCAUCGAUUCCUCCAGGGAGGAGAUUAGGUCCAGUCGGGUUUGCUAUGCAAGCGCAGCACGAAACGUCACUCCUGGGCUCCAAUAACAAAGAUGGUAUUAAAUUACCAAAAUCCAGAAAAAAAAAAGGAAUUAUAAAAAGAUGGUAUUAAUGUUUAUUUAUCUCUCUAUGGAGUGAUUAUAGCUCAUUUCUCGUGCAAUAGAAUGGUGAUGUAGAUACAAUUGAUUUGCAUCUUAUAGCAUAUGAUGCUUCUAAAGUCAGCUGGGUGAGUGAAUUUUUUUUCUUUUUUUGCUGUUCUUUUAAAUCCACCUCUAGAGCUUGAAUAGUGAAAAUCAUCUUAUAAUACAAAAGCUAUUUACUACU
This is a messenger RNA of Syzygium oleosum, 1350 nucleotides long. Its product is annotated as gamma-interferon-responsive lysosomal thiol protein. Lineage: Eukaryota; Viridiplantae; Streptophyta; Magnoliopsida; Myrtales; Myrtaceae. The coding region runs from base 340 to 1074 and encodes 244 amino acids. The transcript has 5 exons. The record is from RefSeq and is a predicted model, not a curated record. Gene Ontology annotation, molecular function: oxidoreductase activity, acting on a sulfur group of donors, disulfide as acceptor.